CUGAUCAGCUGCUUAAUUUUUUUAAAUAAUUUUUUUGUUAUUGUUGAGGGUCAAUCAUAAAAUCUAUUUAACAACAACUCGCAAAAGUGCAAUAUAGUAGAUAGAAACGCAAGGCUGUGAUCAAAAGCCAAUUCUGAUGUGUUGCCCUGGUAACUGGGCCCAAACAAACGAAAUCGGAAAAUCUCAAUAGUUAUCUUAACCGCUUUAGUAAAAUGUUUAUUCUCGACCGAAUACUGCCUUUUAUUUUUAGCUAUAUAAGGCCGUUUAUAAAGUGGUUCCUGCACGCCUUCACCAGGCUCUCAGAGCUCCAGAGGAUUUGCUAUGGGGCGAGGGCGGGAGCCAGUCGGACUAGUCAGGUGGAAAGGUCCCUUACAUUGUCCAAAAGACCACAAAUACAGCGACUUGUACUUGACCUUGAUGGGGCGGCGCCAUACGUGAACAACGAGGAGCUUCUGGAAUUUGCUCCUCGCGCUGCUCGUAUUGUGAUGCAAGCGAAACGCAUCAAGCACAAUGUGCACCCAGACUUUGCCCGGCUCUUGGGCACAUGCGUGACGAGUAUUUGGGGCUACCGUAGACUGAUGCAUCAAGUGGAACAGCUUCGGGCGGAGAAAUACGACUCGGAUAACCUCGACCACGAAGAAAAGCUGUUGCGAUUAUGGCAACUGCUGAUGCCAGAGACUCCCCUCACCGGUCGCGUAACCAAACAGUGGCAGGACAUUGGCUUCCAAGGCGACGAUCCAAAGACGGACUUUCGUGGAAUGGGCAUGCUCGGCCUGGAGAAUUUGCUCUACUUUGCCACUGCCUAUAACGACGCAGCCAAACAUGUGCUGUUGCACUCGAUGCAUCCCACCCUGGGUUACACCUACGCCAUUGUGGGCAUUAACCUCACCUCCAUGGCCUUCAAUCUAGUAAAAACAGGCUCCGCCAAAACCCACUUCUACAAUUUGGUGGUGCAGCACAGACAGGAUUUUAGCACCGUAGAGGAUUUCCACAAGUUGUACUGCUAUUUAUUCUUCGAAUUUGACCGCUUUUGGAUGGAAAGCGACCCGCGAAACAUUAUGGACUUCCGCGAGAUUUACCAGGCGUUUGAAAUUACAAAACUAGAGGCCUUGCACAAUGAUAGCACCAUUUUUAAGACCAACUUGGCUGUAGAAUCCGUCUGAAGAUUGACAGUGUUAAAAGGACUUUUGUGGCUGUAUGACUUAGUCCGAUUUUGUAAAUACAUGAUUAGAGUGCGGCUAAAUGAAAUUAUUUUCUUAAUAUUUGUCAUUCUUAAAUUAAAAUGAUCAUUUGAGAGAACUUGUCAUUUCGCUUCUAAAAUCACUUUGUAAUAAAAAAAAAUAAUAAUCAUGAAGUAAGUAUACAAAUACGAUAAACCGCUUUAAUUUUUGUAUAAAUGCAGAUUUUAUGCGUUUAUUUGAGAGCCAUAUAUACUUUAUAUUUGUAUAUGUAUUCAUAUAUAUUUUAAUGCAAGUAUGUAAAUUGUUAAACUAAGCCUGGAAUGUCACAUAAUAAUACUUUAAAUUCAAGUCGGAGAUUGCCCACUGAGACAGAAUAAAUAAUAAUUUAAAUAUCA
Molecule: messenger RNA, 1576 nt
Organism: Drosophila santomea
Lineage: Eukaryota; Metazoa; Arthropoda; Insecta; Diptera; Drosophilidae
Product: ELMO domain-containing protein 2
Exons: 2
Coding region: 213-1163 (316 amino acids)
Molecular function (GO): GTPase activator activity
Source: RefSeq, a predicted model, not a curated record